AAGAAUUAUUUUUUGUUCCAAAAGUUGCAAAUCUUUACAAACUCAAAGGUUCAAAGUAACAUAUUGUUAGUCAUGCUCAACAUCAAACCUGGGUGUUGACACAUGGAGAAAACACAGCAUCCCUCCGGAUGUCCCGAACACAGGAGGAGGAGGGGGGAGGAGAACAGGCGUUAGUGUGGAGGGAGGGGACUGACAGCAGCAGUCUGGGGUCCAACAUCAACUCAGCUCCCUCCAACCCCCUCCGCUCUCGUGAAAAAAAAAAAGAAAAAAAACCUCUCCGGACUCCCACCACAUGUCGGUCCAUCUUUUUUUCCCCUUCCUCUAAAGUCUCUCUGGGGGAACAGGAAAUAGCCAGCUUUAGUGAACUCUAACGGUCUAGCAGCGCGGGAAGAUCGUCUGGCUCUGAUUGCCGUUGUGCUGUUCCUUCUUUCUGGCUUGGUUCUAACGCUCCAGCAGGAAAAUUGCUUGGUGUGGCUGUGUCGGGGAGAAGGCUCAGGAGGAGGUGAAACUGCGGGACGAGAUGAGUGAGAAACAAGCGGCGACGACGGAGGACAUCAUAUCAGAUGCCAUGGCUAAUCCUUCUCCAGCAAAGAGUAUCGGUGACCCUGGGAUCACUCCACUUUCUCCUUCACAUAUUCAGAAUGACACUGACCAGAUGCAGACGCAGCAGUCCUUUGUGGUCGUGGUUGCCAUUGACUUUGGCACCACAUCCAGUGGCUACGCUUACGCUUUCACAAAAGAGCCAGAAUGUAUUCACACCAUGAGGCGUUGGGAAGGCGGAGACCCCGGAGUGUCCAAUCAGAAGACUCCAACCACAAUACUGCUGACUCCAGACAGGAAGUUCCACAGUUUCGGCUACGCAGCUCGGGAUUUCUACCAUGACCUAGACCCCAGCGAGUCCAAACAAUGGCUCUACCUUGAGAAAUUCAAAAUGAAGCUUCACACUACUGCAAAUCUUUCCAUCGACACUGACCUUCAUGCAGCAAACGGGAAAAGAGUGAAAGCCCUGGAUAUCUUCGCAUAUGCGUUGGCCUUCUUCAAGGAGCAGGCACUCAAGGAGCUGAGUGAUCAGACAGGUGGUGACUUUGACAACAAUGAUGUCAGAUGGGUGAUCACAGUUCCUGCCAUCUGGAAAAUGCCUGCAAAACAGUUUAUGAGGGAAGCCGCCUACAAGUCUGGUCUUGUUUCUCGUGAAAAUCCGGAGCAGUUGAUUAUCUCCUUGGAGCCCGAGGCGGCUUCAAUCUACUGUCGCAAACUUCGCCUUCACCAGAUGGUUGACUUGGCAUCCCACACCACCCAGAACGGCAUCAGCCCGACGGAGAAUGCAGGAGGUGCAAUGGUUCAAGCCAAGGAGCAUGUUCGGCGCAACCGGCAGAGCCGCACCUUUUUGGUGGAAAAUGUCAUAGGGGAGCUUUGGUCGGAGCUGGAAGAAGGUGACCGUUAUGUAGUGGUGGACUGCGGUGGGGGAACGGUGGACCUGACGGUUCACCAGAUCCGUCUUCCAGAGGGACAUCUAAAGGAGCUUUAUAAAGCAUCAGGUGGCCCCUACGGAUCGAUUGGGAUCGACUAUGAAUUUGAGAAGCUGCUGUGUAAGAUCUUUGGACAGGAUUUCAUCGAUCAGUUUAAGAUAAGGAGGCCCGCCGCCUGGGUGGACCUGAUGAUUGCUUUUGAGUCUCGGAAGAGAGCUGCCGCUCCCGAACGAACCAACCCACUCAACAUCAACCUUCCUUUCUCCUUCAUCGACUACUACAAGAAGUUCAGAGGACAUAGUGUGGAACAUGCGCUGCGCAAAAGCAAUGUGGAUUUUGUCAAAUGGUCGUCUCAGGGAAUGCUGAGGAUGAGUCCCGAGGCUAUGAACACCCUCUUUAAACCCACUAUAGAUCACAUCAUUCAACAUCUAACUGAGCUCUUUGAAAAGCCAGAAGUCAACGAUAUCAAGUUCCUGUUCUUGGUGGGAGGUUUUGCGGAGUCUCCAUUGCUGCAGCAAGCGGUCCAGAAAAUGCUGCAGGGCCGCAGUCGCAUCAUCAUCCCGCACGAUGUCGGCCUCACCAUCCUUAAAGGGGCUGUGCUGUUUGGCCUUGACCCCAGCGUCAUUAAGGUCCGCCGCUCGCCCCUUACCUAUGGCGUGGGUGUCCUCAACCGCUUCGUGGAAGGCAAGCAUCCACCCGAGAAGCUGCUGGUAAAGGACGGCACUCGAUGGUGCACUGACGUUUUUGACACCUUCAUCGCGGCAGAUCAGUCUGUGGCGCUCGGGGAGAUGGUGAAACGUAGCUACACGCCGGCGAAACCGUCCCAGCAGGUCAUUGUCAUCCACGUGUAUUGCUCCGAAAAGGAAAAAGUGGGCUUCAUCAGUGAGUCUGGUGUCAAGAAGUGCGGAACACUCCGUUUGGAUGUGAGUGGAACGGAAAGCACGUCGCCGCGACGCGAGAUCCAGACGCUGAUGCAGUUCGGCGACACCGAGAUCCGAGCAAUGGCUGUGGAUGUGUCCACCGGUCGCACCGUUAAAGCUAGUAUAGACUUCCUGAGUCACUAGGGGGCGACAUGCUAAUAUUGCAAAAUCUUUGGGAGAAGUGGGGAAAAUACCGCUCAAACACACAUUGACAUACAAUAUAUACACACAAAUAUAUAUAUAUAUAUAUACAUAUACACAUUAAUAUGCUGGAGAUUAACUGAAAAGAUUAUCGUCCGUCUUUUAAUCAUUUAAAUGAAAAUGCCAAACUUUAACCUAAAUGCGGGCUGACAUUCAACUGUAGCAUUCACUUACGCUGUCCUGGUAGCUUAUUGGCUGACAACGUCCGUAGUAUUUGCACAGCUGACUGUAGUAUUUAAGUAGUAAUGCUGAUUUUCACUGCGUUUUUUUUUUUGUUGUUUUUUUUCUCAAUAUCUAAAAAGUUUCCUGACUAAAAAAAAGGUUUUGCAUGAUGCAGCUAAACAUGAUUAUUCAUGUACGUUUUUUUUUUUUUUUCUUUUUCGCAAGCCAUAAGUAGUUGUAGUUUACUGCAGAUUUAAAGAUGGAGUUAGCUCAUCCAUAAAGGGUCGGUUUCAUUGGAACAUUUCCAUACUGUGGCGCUGUGGCCUGAUACUUCACCCUGGUAUUCCUUGGCGUGAUACUCGUUCCAAACUCGUCAUUUCAGGCCGUGGUUGUUAGAGAUAAACGGUAGUAGUGUCCUUCCGACCUUGACCCUGAGCACUUGAACUCCAACAGUUGAGUGUGCUUUCUCACUGUGAGAUCAAUUUUUGUUCUCAUUUCAACGACUGGUUCACGGGAACAUUGAUCAAGAUAUAACCUGGUUUGAGUUGUUAUUUUUGACUAUGCUGCCAAAGAUGGAAACACUUGGCGUAAUGCAGUGGUUCUUAGUUGUUUUCUGCCAUGCCCCC
Cynoglossus semilaevis (tongue sole) is the source of this 3378-nucleotide messenger RNA. It is a transcript of the gene hspa12a, whose product is annotated as heat shock protein 12A. The record is from RefSeq and is a predicted model, not a curated record. The transcript is spliced from 12 exons. Bases 521 to 2533 code for a protein of 670 amino acids. Lineage: Eukaryota; Metazoa; Chordata; Actinopteri; Pleuronectiformes; Cynoglossidae.